This is a messenger RNA of Suillus subaureus, 342 nucleotides long. RefSeq lists its product as uncharacterized. The annotation marks the transcript as partial. The transcript has a single exon. The record is from RefSeq and is a predicted model, not a curated record. Lineage: Eukaryota; Fungi; Basidiomycota; Agaricomycetes; Boletales; Suillaceae.
CUUUACUGGGGCGCAUCAUUACUGGUCAUGGCAUAUACCUUCGUCAAUGAGAUGCUCAAGACUAGGAAUGUGAGUCAAGAUAUUGAAGUUCGGUUACCGUGUCUCAGGCCAGCCCAUGCUGCACUGGUUGUUCCCGAUGAUUCCAACAACAAUCUUGGCGCCGCAAACUAUCUUGUCGAGGAACGGAUUAGUGUGAAAUUCGUUAAAUAUAUCAACAAAAUCUCCGCCGUUCCUGCCUGUAGUCUAGAGGGCGGAGAAACGGUCAUUAUAAUGUUGUUAUGCUUCGUGCAACAUGUCCAAUGUCGCCUUACUGGCAGUAUGGUUUACCUAUCUGAUUUUUAG